Molecule: messenger RNA, 1515 nt
Organism: Halteromyces radiatus
Lineage: Eukaryota; Fungi; Mucoromycota; Mucoromycetes; Mucorales; Cunninghamellaceae
Exons: 9
Coding region: 1-1515 (504 amino acids)
Molecular function (GO): protein binding
Source: RefSeq, a predicted model, not a curated record
AUGUACUCUACCGCCAUCUCUGAAGCGAUAUCUGAAAAAGUGGUGCAAAAUGAUUCAUUACCUCCAGUCUAUAAACAUGGGUGUGUGAUUCUAGCUAAUCAAAAGAUUUAUUGUUAUGGAGGUGCUAAUCGACAGGGUACUGCUAAUAGUUCGGAUGCAACCUAUUCAUGGUUCGAUAGUGAAAUUUACAAUCAUCAUGUCUAUCUUGAUGUUUCCAGACCACUGAAUGUAUCUGCUGCUAAUACACAAUGGCAACCUGUCCCUCCACCCAGUUAUGAUUUUCAACUGGAACCACGCUGUGAUUUUGCCAUGGUCAAUCAUAAUGGUACUUCCUAUACUAUCGUUGGCGGUUCUACUUCCACCAAUCAUGGUGAUCAAAGUCUUGUCAAUAUCACUGUGGUCUACGUAGCAGAUUUCAAUUUUUGGGAAACCAUAAUCGAACCCGAGGACGCUUCAUAUCCCACAUUUAACGACUCUUUGGCUACUCGAAUGUUUGGUGUUCGUGGUGUGAAAAUCAGUAAUUCAGAAUAUAUGAUCGCUGGCGGUAUUCCUCCUAAUAAUAAUACUGUCAUUCAACCAUACACCAACUAUAUCGAUGUCCAGUCAAAUGAUUCCAAUUGGGAAAAUUCGACAUCUUACGAUGUUCCUAUUAUAAAUGGAAAUAUGGUGAAUCCAGAACCUUCACGUAUUUUUCGUACUGCUUUAGCUACAAGUCUCAAUGGCUUUGUCUAUUUCUUUGGUGGGGUCCGACCUAAGAAUGCCGCACAGAACUACGACUAUAUGGAUAAAUACCUGGAUUAUUAUACUUUUGACACCUUGGUUAUUUUUUGUCCUUCCCAAAACCAAACAUUCAAUCUUGUCAAGCCUAAUGAUGGCCCCAAUGUCCCGAGUCCUCGACAGCUCCAUACCGUGACUAGUAUUCCAAAUACAAGCAAGAUGCUUCUUUAUGGCGGUGUCAAUGGUGGUGGUGCAGGCCAAAUUUGGAGUAUUGCCAAUUUUACCAAUGGUGAUGGUGCUGGACGUCGGUAUGGUCAUCAAGCGGUGAUGGUGGGCAAUGAAUUGCUCUAUAUUAUUGGAGGUAUCGAUAUCACCAACACUGUUCAAAACGAUGUACAUAUCUUGAAUGUCACCAGUUUGACAUGGUUGAAUGGAUCCUACACUAAUACCUACGAUCAAACGAAUAGUGGCUCUUCAUCAAGCGACAACAAUGGAACUGGAUCAUCAUCUCUUAGUGAAGGCGCUAUUGCUGGUAUUGUUAUUGGUUGUGUCGCUGCUGUGACUUUAGGGACCGUAUCCGCUGUGAUUUUUUAUAUGCAAGGACGCAACAAGAAAAAACUAUUAUCUUCUAGUGCUAUCGCUACUGAUUUUAUUCCUCCUACUACGAAGUCGUCAGUGAUGGCAAAUACUCCUGGAUCCGUUGGCGGUUCCACUAUGCUUCAUUCACCAAAUCCUCCUGCUGAUGGUAGACAUGAUCAAGCUCCUUCUCUCACUACUGGAAAACCAAACAUGAAUUAG